Staurois parvus is the source of this 269-nucleotide messenger RNA. The record is from the annotation of a GenBank genome assembly. NCBI's taxonomy places the organism in Eukaryota, Metazoa, Chordata, Amphibia, Anura, Ranidae.
ACAGGGAUGACCAGAGACUGCGGACAGCACAGGGAUGACCAGAGACUGCGGACAGCACAGGGAUGACCAGAGACUGCGGACAGCACAGGGAUGACCAGAGACUGCGGACAGCACAGGGAUGACCAGAGACUGCGGACAGCACAGGGAUGACCAGAGACUGCGGACAGCACAGGGAUGACCAGACUGCGGACAGCACAGGGCUGACCAGAGACUGCGGUGGGCACACCAAUGAUCGACAAGUCCCAGCCAUGGAUCAUCUGCCGAGAUCU